AACACACGUCGUAUUAAAAAUAUACGCGCAUUUGUGAAUAUCUAACGUUCGGUUACGUUUGGAAAUUCAAAAAAACUCACUUAAUUUAGUCGCUGUUAAGACAUUUGUUGGUUCGAACGUGCUGUUUAGAUUGUGCCUUAAUAUCAUUCAAUAUUUCUACAGAAAUACAUAAAAUAUAUUUCUCGAUUAAUAUAAUUCAAUUAAUUUAAUAAAACUGCUGUUUUUUGGUUUUUUGUAACACUUUUUUGGCGCUCAUCAAGUUUCUUUAGACGAAAGUUAUAGUUUUCGUCUAUUGGUAAAUCGAAUAAACAACGAACAGUGUUCUGUGCCUUAUAAAUUGAACAGAAAAAUACGGCCUUAUUUUCUGCACUAAGCUUAUAUUAGUGGUAUACUACCAAUCGAAAUCAGCAUUCACACAAUGACAAAAUACGGAUUUUUGAUCGUAGCUGCUGUUGUAGCAGUCACAUUCCAAGAAGCAUCUGCCUUAAAAUGCUGGAGAUGUUCAUCGGACGCUAGCAAUGCUGCCUUCUGCGAUGAUCCUUUCGAUCAAAGUAUAAUCACAGAACAACAAAGACGAUGGAGUUACGUCGAAUGUAGCUUCCCACCGACACAAGUCAAUCCAUACACUUCAGCUGGACAGACCAGAGCUGUUUGCAAGAAAGUCAAACAAUUGAUCAACGACAAAACAGUUGUAUCCCGUUCGUGUUUCUGGGAGGAUGUGAACGCUCCACGAGACUCAUGCUACAGCACCAACACACCAUCGUACAUCAAAACCGAAUACUGUCAAACAUGUACCACAGACGGAUGUAACGGUGCCGGUCAAUUUGCACCCAUCGCUAUGCUCGUAGCAAUUCCAGCUGUCAUCGCAAAAGUACUUGUUUUGUGAACGAAAUAAGUUAGUUUUUAAAUGAAAUAAAAACCCACGAAAUAUUUCAAAAUAAAAUGUUUUAUCGUCAAAAGGAGAUGCGUUUAAUUUAUUUAGUUUGUUUAAAUUCCAAAUUUUGAGUUUAACGAAAAAAAAGCAAUUUACUUUUAACGACAGUUGUAAAUUUUUUACGUUUAAAAAUUACGUUUAUUUUUACCAUUAAAUAAAAAUUCGAUUUAAUAUUAAAAUGGAAUCACAUUAAUAAGCAAGAAUAAUUCAUAAUUAUGAUGAAAUUAAAAGACUAUCAAUAAUUCACACGUCCCCACCUUUUCACCUAAUUGAAAUGAAUCCCAGAUUUGAUUUUAAAAAUAACAGAGAAAAUAUCACACGUCCAUUUCAAUUAACAAAACAUUGAUUUCGUACACACAAAUCGUACUUAUAUUGGAACAAAAAAUAAAUAAAUUUCUUAGAAUAUAAAAUGCAAUAAAGUGAAAUAAAAAUUUAGAAAUUUCUUUGAAUUAAAAUUAGCAACGCAAUUUGUAUGCAAAAUAAAAGUUCGUCGUUAUCACUAACCAGUUUUGUUUUUUAAAUUUUUUUUCUUUUCCUAAUUUUUCAAUUUAUGCAACACAUUUUAUCGCACCAUUCAGUGCAAAGUAUUGAGUUUUCGGCAAUUUGGCUUUCAAUUUAGAUUGUAGAAGCAAAACAAAAAUUCUCUAGGAGAUAACAACUCGGUGCCUCUUCUUUAAAAUUGUAUUUUCAUCAAAGUUAUUAUAUCAAAAUGGUAUUUCAACCAUCGCUAACUCAGAUAAUUUUAAUUUGUAUUGUAAGAAAUUGAUGUUACAGAAUUGUUGUACUUUUGUGUUGAUGUAAAUAAAAGCAAAAAAAAAAGAUGGAUGAAA
Messenger RNA from Bradysia coprophila, 1764 nucleotides. Its product is annotated as glycosylphosphatidylinositol-anchored protein atilla. NCBI's taxonomy places the organism in Eukaryota, Metazoa, Arthropoda, Insecta, Diptera, Sciaridae. The record is from RefSeq and is a predicted model, not a curated record. Gene Ontology annotation, biological process: regulation of synaptic transmission, cholinergic; positive regulation of voltage-gated potassium channel activity; sleep.